Messenger RNA from Oncorhynchus kisutch (coho salmon), 1105 nucleotides. Its product is annotated as nuclear receptor subfamily 0 group B member 2-like. The record is from RefSeq and is a predicted model, not a curated record. Gene Ontology annotation, molecular function: transcription factor binding; transcription corepressor activity. Lineage: Eukaryota; Metazoa; Chordata; Actinopteri; Salmoniformes; Salmonidae. Gene Ontology annotation, biological process: circadian rhythm; negative regulation of transcription by RNA polymerase II. Gene Ontology annotation, cellular component: nucleus; cytoplasm. The transcript has 3 exons. Bases 19 to 996 code for a protein of 325 amino acids.
CCUGUUAGAUGAACGGCUAUGGCGUGUUCAAGUUUUGACGGUGUGAAACCGAGUGCAGCGGGGAACGGAAUAUUCGUGAUGAGAAAUUACUGUUUGAUUGAUGGCAAAAAACGUGCUGGGGAAUUCUCCAUGAUGUUUCCUCUUGAAGAGAUGAAGAGCACCUGUCACUGUUCAGGUUACCGGGAGCAACAACAUCAGCCUCACACCAUCCUGUACAACAUCCUGAGCCGGGCGGACAGUAACUACAGCAACAACGACAGCCUGAUCAACAACAACCAGGUGAACCAGUACAACUACAAUAAGAUGAUGCCUCACAACUGUCACUGCAAGCGGCAACGGGUGGUGUGUCUGAAGAACCCUGAGGGAACCUGUCAGAUGACAUCUGAUGUUCUGGUCAAAACCAUCUGCUUCAUGAAGAGUUUACCCUCCUUCAGUCAGCUUCCAGUGGAGGAUCAGCUAUCUCUGCUGAGGUACUGCUGGGUGCCCCUGUUCUCUCUGGGCCUGGCCCAGGAACGGACUGUGUUCGAGGUGAAGGAUGUUCCACAGGCUAGCAUACUGAGGAGGAUCCUCCUCAACGGUCAGGGGCCACAGAGUGAGGAAGAGCAGGAGGUGGAAGAUGAGGGGAAGAGGUUGCUGCCCACCCUGGCUGGGGUGCAUAAACUCAGGUCCUGUCUGAACAGACUGUGGACUCUGGAUCUCAGCCCAAAGGAAUAUGCCUAUCUGAAGGGAGCUAUGCUGUUCAAUCCAGACGUCCCAGGACUGAGCACCACUGUAUUCAUCAACAGUCUACAACAGCAGGCCCAGAGAGCACUACAGGAGGUUGUGCUGACCCUUCACCCAGGAGACUUGGGUCGAUUCAGCUGCAUCCUACUAUCGACCUCUGACUUACAGACUGUCAGCCAAUCACUCAUCACAGAACUGUUCUUCAGACCAGUUAUUGGUCAGGCGGAUCUGUUUGAUUUGUUACGCAAGAUGCUGUUUAUUAGACAAGAAUAAAGCUGAAAGUGUGUGUGUGUAUAUGUGUUUGAAUGAUAUUUUAGGGUAUUUUCUACAGUGACAACUAUGAACGUGAAGAAUGCAACCAGGCAAUAAAAGUUUAACUAAA